Theobroma cacao (cacao) is the source of this 1566-nucleotide messenger RNA. RefSeq names its product alpha-galactosidase-like. Lineage: Eukaryota; Viridiplantae; Streptophyta; Magnoliopsida; Malvales; Malvaceae. Gene Ontology annotation, cellular component: plant-type cell wall. Gene Ontology annotation, molecular function: hydrolase activity, hydrolyzing O-glycosyl compounds. The record is from RefSeq and is a predicted model, not a curated record. Gene Ontology annotation, biological process: carbohydrate metabolic process.
CAUUUCAUCAUUGCUUCAUGUCCUAGAGCCAAAAAAUAAAACCAAUUUGUUUGUGGAAUUUUGAGGCAGGAAUAUGGGUGAUUCUUCUUCUGCAUAUUUGUGUUUGGCAGUGGGGUUAGCCUUAGUCGUUUGGUCGGUCUCGAAUGGUGAUGGGGUUGCCGCUGCUGACCGAAUGGUGGGGAGAAGUUCCAAUUCGUUUCAGCAGAUGAGAAGGAAAACUUUCGCAAAUGGACUUGGUCGCACACCGCCGAUGGGAUGGAAUAGCUGGAAUCAUUUUGGUUGUGAUAUCGAAGAGAAAGCAAUUAAAGAAACAGCGGAUGCAAUGGAGGCAAGGGGACUUGCUAAGCUUGGAUAUAAAUAUGUAAACUUAGAUGAUUGCUGGGGCGAGCCUAGUCGAGACGCUAAGGGAAACCUAGUUUCCAAAGCUUCAAAUUUUCCAUCUGGAAUGAAGGCAUUAGCAUAUUAUGUCCACAGUAAAGGAUUAAAGCUUGGUAUUUACUCUGAUGCAGGGACUAAAACAUGUAGUAGAACCAUGCCUGGAUCAUUAGAUCAUGAAGAGCAAGACGCAAAAACUUUUGCCUCUUGGGGAGUUGACUACUUGAAGUAUGACAACUGUGAGAAUUAUGGUAUAACUCCAAGAGAGAGGUACCACAGAAUGAGUGAGGCACUGUUGAGCACAGGGAGGCCCAUCUUUUUUUCUAUCUGUGAAUGGGGACGGGAACACCCGGCCACUUGGGCCCCGGAUAUUGGAAAUAGUUGGAGAACCUCGGGAGACGUCCGUGAUAAUUGGGACAGCAUGAUAGUUCGUGCUGAUCGAAACGACGAGUGGGCAUCUUAUGCUGGGCCCGGAGGUUGGAAUGAUCCCGAUAUGUUAGAAGUUGGGAAUGGAGGGAUGACAGUGGACGAGUAUCGUUCGCAUUUUAGCAUAUGGGCAAUAGCUAAGGCUCCUUUAAUAAUUGGGUGUGACAUACGCACGAUGGACAAUGACACUUAUGAAAUACUCAGUAAUGAGGAUGUCAUUGCAGUCAAUCAAGACAAGCUAGGUGUUCAAGGUAAAAAGGUGAAGAGGGAUGGACAUUUAGAGGUUUGGGCUGGUCCUCUUAGCGAUAAUAAGGUAGCCGUGGUGCUAUGGAAUAGAGGUUCGCGGAAAGCCAACGUCACCGCACUCUGGUCUGACAUAGGCCUUCAACCAACGGUUGCCGUCAAGGCACGGGAUUUAUGGACGCAUUCAACUGAAUACUCAUUGAAGGGCCAAAUAUCGGCACAGUUGGAAUCGCAUGCUUGUAAAAUGUAUGUGCUUACUCCCCACUGAGCACAAGCAGAUGAUGCCACCCAUGCGUGGAAGAGGAACAUAAGCUUUAUUAAACUACGACUUUACGCUCAUACAAACUUCAUUUAUAAUAAGGUUACAAACCAAGUAUGUAAGUCAAAUCAACGAAAACAAAGUACAACAGUUUGAAGAAAAGCAAACAUCAUUUGCUUUAAUAACAUUUAUAUGUAUUUAUUUAUUCAAAAUAUUUAUAUUCGAAUCUUUUUCUUUAAAGUCAUAUUGUUAUUUUGCUAUUA